Messenger RNA from Drosophila suzukii, 2199 nucleotides. The record is from RefSeq and is a predicted model, not a curated record. NCBI's taxonomy places the organism in Eukaryota, Metazoa, Arthropoda, Insecta, Diptera, Drosophilidae.
UAUAACGAUUGUUUAAUGUUAUAUCAAAAUUACUUAAAUGUAACGAUACCGUUAUAUCCGCUAUCAAUAGAGCAACAAAAAAUAAUUGACCUAGAACCAAAUUGUAGUAUAUGCGGUAAUUUAUUCACUGAUCAAUCUAAAAGAGUUCUAGAUCAUUGUCACUUAACAGGCAAAUAUAGAGGUGUAGCUCUUAAUAAUUGCAAUUUAAACUAUAAAUUAGCAACAUUUUUCCCAAUAUUUUUCCAUAAUCUCUCGGCAUACGAUGCUCAUUUAUUUAUGAAAGAAUUACUUAAAAUUCCUGGUGAAAUUUCUAUAAUUCCGCUAAACAAAGAGUUUUAUAUAUCGAUCUCAAAGAAAAUUUAUAUAAAUCCCAAUGAAAUUCUAGAACUUCGAUUUUUAGAUUCAUUUAGAUUUAUGCCUUCCAGUUUAGACAGCUUAGCCAGUUAUUUAAAAGAAGAAAAUCUAACCACAAUAAAGUCAUUUUUCACGGACUCCAACAAAUUUCAAAUGGUUAAAAGUAAAGGCAUAUUUCCGUAUAGCUACUUAAAUUCAUUUGAACGCUUGUCAGAUACACAAUUACCGUCGCGCGAAAAUUUUUAUAAUCAAUUAACUGAUAGACACCGUUCUGAAGAGAGUUAUCAGCACGCUCAAAACGUUUGGAAUGCCUUCGAGUGCACAAAUUUAUUAGAUUAUUUAUUGUUAUGUUUGAAGGUAGAUGUUUUGUUGCUAGGUGAUGUCUUUGAGAAUUUUAGAAAAGUAUGUAAAAAAAUCUAUAAUUUAGAUCCUUGUCAAUAUUAUACAACUCCUGGUCUAUCUUGGGAUGCUAUGUUGAAGACAACUAAAAUUGAAUUAGAACUACUCACAGAUAUUGAUAUGUAUAAUUUUAUAAAGAAAGGUAUUAGAGGCGGUCUUGUUCAAUGUAGUAAACGUCAUUCUAUUGCAAAUAACAAAUAUAUAAAUAACGAUUACGACUGUGAGAAAAAAUCAAAUUAUAUUGUAUACUUAGAUGUUAAUAAUUUAUAUGGGUAUGCUAUGUCACAAGCUAUUCCACAUAAAAAUUUUAAAUGGCUAGAAAAAACAGAAGAGGGAAAUUUUGAAAAUUUUGAUUUAAGCACGUGCGUAGAUGAUCAAUCAAUUGGUUAUAUUUUAGAGCACAAUGACUUACCAUUUUGUUCGCAAAACAAAAAAAUGAAAAUAUGCAACAAUCAAGAUUGAUUGCAGACUCGACAAACAAAUAUAAUUAUAUAAUUCACUAUAGAAAUUUACAACAAUGUCUUGAUUUUAAAGAAAAUUCAUCGAAUAUUACAAUUUGAUCAAUCUGAUUGGCUUAAGAAAUAUAUUGAUUGCAAUAAUCAUCACAGAACAUUGGCUGUUAAUGAUUUUGAAAGGAAUUUUUUCAAACUGCUAAACAAUGCAGUCUAUGGCAAGACUAUAGAGAAUGUUGACAAGAGAAAAGUUAUUAAAUUAGUGUACAGAUGGGAGAGUGAUGGUAAAAAAUUGGGAGCUAGGGCACUUAUCUCAAAAUUUAAUUUUAGGAAUAUAUUACAAUUAGCCGAUGAUUUGUUUGCAAUUCAAAUGAAAAAAGUGCAUGUUCUCUUUGAUAAGCCUGUCUAUAUUGGCUUCACCGUUCUAGAAUUAUCAAAAUUUAAAAUGUACAAUUUUCACUAUGACUAUAUGAAGCCCAAAUAUCAAGAAAAUAUCAAUUUAAUGUAUAUGUAUACUGAUUCUUUUAUCUAUGAUAUUAAGACUAUAGAUUUUUAUGAUGACAUUCGUUUUGAAAUUGAUCAGCAUUUCGAUACUUCAGAAUAUGAUAAAGUUAAUGUUUUUAAAUUACCAUUGAUAAACAAAAAAAAAUUAGGUAUGAUGCAAGAUGAAUGCAGGGGGAAUAUAAUAAAAGAAUUUAUUGGGCUCAGAGCUAAAAUGUAUUCAAUAGAAAUCUCUAAUAUAAAUAAUGCUGAAACAACGGAGAUCAAAAAAAAUUAAAGGAGUAAAGGCGAGUGGGACGUCUAAAUUAACUAUUAACGAUUUUCGAGAUUGCUUGUAUAAAAGAACAAAGCAAGUUGGAACAAGGUACUUAUUUAAAUCGAAAUUACAUCAAAUUUAUACGCAAGAGUAUACAAAAGUCACCCUAAACUAUUUAGAUGAUAAGCGCUAUGUAAAAGAGAAUAAUAUAGACACCCUUGCAUGGGGUCAUAAAGA